CGUAAUGGAUGGAUGUGAAAAAGUAAACAUGAAUUCGCUAUUGUUUGCAAAAGUUUUUACAAUAUAUCUCAGUUUUAUCGUACUUGUUCAGGGAUUGCACCAUAACGAAAGUAUUCGCGCUGAAAAUGGGGAAGGUCGAUCUCUACUGUUCCCUUCAGCGAGCAUUAUGCAGAUGUCGAUUUGUACGAGCUCUGGAACGCUUCUCUUCGUACCGAAAAAAGUGUAUCCCUUCAGACGAAUGGGUGUUAAUAUUGGAUUUCAGGCCAACUAUCCGCUGCCGUAUCGUUUGCAAGAUUUCUACAAGUAUCCCACCUGGGCGCGAUCCAUAACGGAUAUUAUUAGGGGCCGUUUCAUGCCAACUGAAGUGGUGACGGCCAGAGCCGUACGAAAACGUCGCUCCAACCAGCCACUGAGUGCUGGCGAAAUCUACCGAAUAGUCGAUGAAGUGCUGCAAUAUGCAGGUUACGAUGAAGAUUGUAUAGUGAAAAGUGUCUGUGAGCUGGCUCAUAGCCCUUUCCACAACGUCGAGGAAGAUUUGUACGCCGAGAUUUUGCAGUUCUUCCUUACGCCAUCGGAACAUCAAUCAUUCGAACCACAUGAGCGAGUGAUGCAAAAGAAGUACGAGUCUGCUGAAAAAAUGGGUCGAGAAGGAGCAGAUUGCCAUCUGCUAUAUCCCAAGUGUCGCCAGUCAUUUCUAACCUCUAUUACGGACUUCAUGGAGGACACGUCGAAUGUGAUCAAAUAA
Wyeomyia smithii (pitcher-plant mosquito) is the source of this 745-nucleotide messenger RNA. RefSeq lists its product as uncharacterized. Bases 5 to 745 code for a protein of 246 amino acids. NCBI's taxonomy places the organism in Eukaryota, Metazoa, Arthropoda, Insecta, Diptera, Culicidae. The transcript has 3 exons. The record is from RefSeq and is a predicted model, not a curated record.